AUGCUUCGAGUUAGCAUAUUGAAAUCGGUUUUUACUGUCAAAGUGUGUUUCGAGGAACUGUCAGUAUAUCAUAUCUCCGUGACUCAUGACUCAAAUCUACAAGCAUGUGCAUCAAAAGCUGGCGAAGGUUAUGAAGCUAAACAUCUGGGCCGGACCGCAACCCCUGAAGCAAGAAUGAAAAAGACACCGAAGUCGAAAGUGGCAUCUCUCUAUCAGUUCUGGAAUGCACAGCAACAGCAGCAACCACAGUGCAGUACCACUCCUCGUAGAAGCCAAGAUGAUGUGAUCACACUCACCGACAGUCCAAUGGAGCAUCUCAACGUCACGCCGUUGUCCAAAACAGGCAAGUUCUGCAACACCGGAACUGCCCAAGAAGAGUGCACCCUCAUGGGCGCCUUUGGUACGUCAUUCAACAACAUCUGA
Messenger RNA from Cooperia oncophora, 423 nucleotides. The record is from the annotation of a GenBank genome assembly. Lineage: Eukaryota; Metazoa; Nematoda; Chromadorea; Rhabditida; Trichostrongylidae.